Molecule: messenger RNA, 5091 nt
Organism: Bacillus rossius redtenbacheri
Lineage: Eukaryota; Metazoa; Arthropoda; Insecta; Phasmatodea; Bacillidae
Product: gastrula zinc finger protein XlCGF57.1-like
Exons: 7
Coding region: 102-2066 (654 amino acids)
Biological process (GO): regulation of transcription by RNA polymerase II
Molecular function (GO): DNA-binding transcription factor activity, RNA polymerase II-specific; RNA polymerase II cis-regulatory region sequence-specific DNA binding
Source: RefSeq, a predicted model, not a curated record
AUUAUAUUUGACUCUAUGCGUGAUUUUAACCGUAACUUUUGAUAGUGUUGUUACCCGUUUGUUGUUUAAACAAAAGCUCAUUGUUAAAAACAUUUAAAAAUAUGGAAAAGAUGACAACUGAUAGGCCUAUUAAAGAAGAGAAGAGUAGUGAUAAUGAGGGAAAUACAAAUACAAAAGAUCAUGAUAAUGUCUCUAAAAUGUUUGGCUCAUUAUUGGAAUAUGUUGAAGCAACAGGGAAGGAUAUAAUACGGAUGGCCUCGGGAAACAAUAGUGUGUGCUCAUUCCAAAAUUCUGCCCCUGAAAUGAACGAUCAACAAGAAAUAUGUACUCGGAGGCACAGGUCAACAGAAAUACAGCCAACUCUGAAAAAAAAUUCAAAAGAAGUUUCCAGAGGAUGGAGAAAAAAAGGCCUCUGUCAACGAAGACUGCUGAAUACCAUAGCCUUGAAGGCAGCGAAUGAAGACUUGAUGGUGAAGCAGGAGCCCAGUGAGAUAGUUUUCCCUCUAAUCAAGGAGGAGUCGGUGAAUGAACUGCCGGCAGAUGGAGACGUCUGUGUGAAGCAGGAGCCGAGCGAACUGGGUUUCCCGCCAAUCAAGAAGGAGGAGUUGGAUGAACCAUGUGAAGACAGCUGGCAGCAGGAACCUGGCAGUUCCUCUGCCAGCCAGGAUUAUACUCUGUGCAAGCAACAAGUGAAGGAGGAGAUAACUAUAGAAGAGCACCCUAUAGCUGCAGCCACAGCAGCUGUAUGGAAUGAACCACACAGCUGUGUGGGUUACCAUGGCAACACUUCAUCGGGAUGCAUGGGACACAGAUCCCAAGACUCACCAGACACCUGCAUCAUAAUGAAGUCAGAAGUGACUAACAUUGACCAAAUGAAAUUAUCAAACCACACAAACUGUCACCCUGGAUCCAAGGAAAAUGAUUGUGUUAGCAAUUGUAUACCGAUACAGCAGCGCACUAAUACACACACAGGCCAAAAACGUUUCUGGUGUCAAUUAUGUUCUGCUAAGUUUAGCAAGUCUUCUCAUCUCAAGCGGCACUCUCUUUCACACACUGGAGAAAAACCUUUCUCUUGUACCGUAUGUACUGCUAAGUUUAGCCGGGCUUCUGACUUGAAGCAGCACUCUCUUACACACACUGUAGAUAAACCUUUCUCUUGUACUGUAUGUACUAAUAAGUUUACCCAGGCUAGUAAUCUGAAGACGCACUCUCUUACACACACUGGAGAAAAACCUUUCUCAUGUACUGUAUGUACUGCUAGGUUUAGCCUGGCUGGUAACCUGAAGCAGCACUCUCUUACACACACUGGAAAAAAACCUUUAUCUUGUACUGUAUGUUCUGCUAAGUUUCGCCAUGCUAUUUCUCUUAAGCAGCACUCUCUUACACACAUUGGAGAAAAACCUUUCCUUUGUACUGUAUGUUCUGCUAAGUUUAGCACAUCAUCUCAUCUCAAGCGGCACUCUCGUACACACACUGGGGAAAAACCGUUCUCUUGUACUGUAUGUACUGCUAAGUUUAGCCGGGCUUCUAACUUGAAGCAGCACUGUCUUACACACACUAGAGAAAAACCUUUCUCAUGUACCGUAUGUACUGCUAGGUUUAGCCAGGCUGGUAACCUGAAGCAGCACUCUCUUACACACACUGGAGAAAAACCUUUCUCUUGUACUGUAUGUUCUGCUAAGUUUAGCACAUCAUCUCAUCUCAAGCGGCACUCUCGUACACACACUGGGGAAAAACCGUUCUCUUGUACUGUAUGUACUGCUAAGUUUAGCCGGGCUUCUAACUUGAAGCAGCACUGUCUUACACACACUAGAGAAAAACCUUUCUCAUGUACCGUAUGUACUGCUAGGUUUAGCCAGGCUGGUAACCUGAAGCAGCACUCUCUUACACACACUGGAGAAAAACCUUUCACAUGUACCGUAUGCACUGCUAAGUUUCGCCAUGCUAUUUCUCUUAAGCAGCACUCUCUUACACACACUGGAGAUAAACCUUUCCUUUGUACUGUAUGUUCUGCUAAGUUUAGCAAAGCCAGUUCUUUGAAGCGGCACUCUCUUACACACAAAUGAGAAAUCAAUUUCUCGUGUUGAGUAUUUCUGCUAAAUUUAUCCAACAUUUUGGUCUGCAGAGACAUGUUCCUACAUUCAUUGGAAAAAAAACAUUAAAUAAUAUUAUAUUUUUUAAAACUUUUUUAUAAUCUCAUGUUAUACAUGCGCUUUCUAUGUUAUACAUUUACAGUGAAAUCUCUUUGAUACAAAUCUGAGGGUUCAGAAAAUUAACCACUUUGUAAUAAUGAAGUUUAAAUAACCAUACUUUUCCACUUUGCACUUACAAUAUUGUUCUGUUUGUCAAGAGAAAAUUAAAAUAUGUGCAUUUGUUUAGUACAGUGUACUACAAUCCGCAUAAGAACAUUCUCCUAAUUAAUAACAUGAUUGGCAUACAUAAUAGUUAAUACAAAAUUAUUACGGGUUUAGUAUUUUGCUACAAUUUAUACACUAGUACCUAAUAGUUUACUGAGAAUAUUUAGGUAAAAAAAAAACUAUUUGGUUUGCUUUUAAUUUUUAAUAAACACUUCGAACAAUGCUAGACAUGCUUUGAUUGUUUCACUGACAGUAUUGCUGGAAAGUAUAAAUUGAGGGAAAACUCCUAAACUGAUCUAAUACAUAAGUACGUCAUGUCCGGUACGUAUUCUUUCUUUAACAUAUACUUUCGCUUUACAUAAAUUCAGAUGGUAUGCCCAAAAUGUGUUGACGAAAAAAACUACAAAAAGUUAAAAAAAAAUUUUCUUGAUUAAUUUAUUUUAUUUGUUUUGCAGUAGUCUUGUGAAUCAGAUCCAAACUAGUCCGGGCAUCCGGUUAAUCUGGACAGAUUUAUAAAUAAAUAAUAAAACAUGAUAUGUAAUAGAUGUUGUGGCACUGGAAAAGAAGACAAUACAAUUCUAAGAUAAGAAAGGGUUCGCCUGCCCUCAGUUGCCGGAAUUCUUGCCACCAGUUUUCCCUUUUCCGCUCAUCGCCUGUAUUCAGGGGAGUGACCCACUCUAUACCUGCGAGUUGUUUUGUUUUGUUCCCUUCAGUCAAUGUUUAUUCAAGCUGGUGAAGGUGCUUGUGACAGUUAUUUUUAUUGAGUGCAUGUGUCUUAUUUUGCGCACUUAUUAAGAGUAACGUAAUGGCUACUAAACAUAAGAAAGUGACUGUAACAAUGGAGCAAAAACACCAAGCCUUAUUUUGUAUUGAUGCAGGUAAAUCUUUAACUAGAAUCGCGCAAGAUUUGGGAGUGGGAAAACAAACUGUUUCUGAUUGGGAAUAAAUCGGAAGGAAUUGAAGAUUUUUGUGCAAAAAUGAUGAACAAGGACUGUCUGGGUAACAGGGCACUUUACAGUAAGUCGAUUUGGGAUGACACCAUAGCUACAGCAUUUGCAAAGGAAAGUCAAGUUAUUGGAACCCUGAGAUUAGACGGUCAUAAUUUUUUUCCAGUGUCCAAUAUCAGUCUGAUUGUGCCUGAUGAAGGGAAGGGAUAUCGGUUCCCGAAACGUCACAACUGUUCUCAUUGGAAAUCUUCUGCGUUAGUCAUUGCUAUCGCCGUUGUUUUGUCCAAAGAACUUAUUGACCUUUAUCGCUGUGGUUAUAUGUUUGCUGCAUUGUCCGGGUUUGUUUUCCGCUUUCAUUUAAUCUGUCCUGUCGUUAGCCCACUGUGUUUGUGUGUGAGUGUGUUGUUUUAUUAAUUUUUCCAUGACUAAGUUCCUUCAACGGAAUUCUUGUGCUGUAUGAUAGUUAUAUGUUAAACAUUUUAUGUCCGUGUUGUUGUCUUUGUGUAGCCAUAUGCUUGUUGGUGUCAUCGUUGACUCCGUUUAUCCCACACAAGUUGAUUUGGUUGUGUUUUCUGUGAAUUUUUAUCCUAAUAUUUUUUAUAUAUUUUUUGAUUUUCAGAAUUUUUCCUGUGACAAACAGUGAAAAACUGCAUUGGUGUAUGUCCUAAAAGCUUCAUUAAAUUAUAGACAGUCAUUGUAGUGUCAGUUUCUUAGGUAUUUUACAACUUGAGAGGGGUUUUUACUAUAACUAUUUUAGUUUACCUAAUAUUUUCCUGGGUAGUUUCACUUUCAUAAAGUUUCAUUUGAAACACCAAUAUGUGUGUCCCCUGAUGUUUACUAAAGUGUAUCUAUAUGGGUAAAUGUUGCUACAAGUGGGGCCACCAUCUUUGUGUCACAUUUCCGUUUAUCGACUUCCGUUCCAUUUUCAUGAAAUUACUUCUACCAAGUGCAAUAUACCGACAGCAAAGAUGUUUACUCUUAAAAGAAAGAUCAUUCAUCUAGCAAUAUUUGAACUGAUAUUUAGAGUGAAAUAUAAAAACUAGCCGCUACGGUUGAGCAACCAAAGCUAUGUUGUAGUCGGGUACUUUGUGCUCUUUUUUGUCAAAUGAUAGUAACUCCUGUGGAUAUGCAUUUAUUGGAUUUGUUUAUUUAAAAUUGUGCAUUUUACUCCGCAUGAUGGGUCAGCAUGUGCAUAUUGGUUGAAGGGUUACAGUUCUACAGUUCAUGUGCGCAUCAAGAACCUACGUGGCUUUUUAAUAUUGUUUAUGGCUUGAGUUCAAAAUAUUUUUCAGUCUCCUUCGAUAUUCGCAUCCAAUCUAAGUGAUUUUCAGAGUAAAUUGUCAUGUAGUGCAAUAUUUUGAAUCAUCGCUAAACACAGAGUUUUAUCACCUUGCGUAUAUUGUUCAAAGGAUUUUUUGUUUUAACAAGUAUUGAUUUGAUUAUAAUGGUACAACAUUCGUACCAUUGAUGUAUAAUUCAUCUAGGUCAGUGCACGUACAAAAUUACAGAAAUAUGCGUGAAAUUGGUUUAUAAUUGCAUGUACUAUGAUGCCAUUAAAGUGAAGGCAAAGUUGACAUUUCCUAGUUUGGUUUUAUACUAUUUUUGAUUUUUAAAUUUAAUCAUCAAUAUUUUAUUUAAAAUUUUUUUGUGAAAAGUUAAAUCUUUAGUUAUGUUUUAUGAUAUUUUUCCUAAAUUUGUCAUAAUGGAACUUGUAAUAAAAUUAAAAUAUUUAUUAUUUUUUAGUUGAAUUUGGUACAGAAAAACUUACCCACUGUUUGUAUUUAUAA